Molecule: messenger RNA, 8286 nt
Organism: Sus scrofa (pig)
Lineage: Eukaryota; Metazoa; Chordata; Mammalia; Artiodactyla; Suidae
Source: RefSeq, a predicted model, not a curated record
UCCGCGCGCCGGAGCCCGGAGACUCCCGGCUUCUUCCCCCUCCCUCCGGCUCGUGACAACGUAGCGCAGCGGUCUGAGGCGGCGGCGACGGUGCGGCCGGCGGAGCGAGCGAGUCCCCGAGCUAGGGAGCAGGUCCUGCGGCCCGCUCCGCCCCAGGGCCCUGGCCUUCAGCCCCUCCCCCUCGGCGCUUCCGUUACGGCCGUUAGUCCUGCGCGGGCCCGGGGCCGCCCGCGUCUCCGAGCCGGCAGCUGCCCUGACGGACUUCGGCGCGGCCUGGAAGCCAGCCUCCGCCCGCGCCCGGGGCCUCGCGCCCGACGGGCUCUUCGCGGCCGCGCCCGGAGGGCGGACAGGUCCUUCGGAGGGUGGACAGGUCCUUUGGAGCGCUCUUUCUAACGGCCGGCGUCCAGGGAGAGGCUCCGAUCCUGCGUCCGCGUCGCACGUUCUCCUGGGGCGCAGUGCUGCCCGUCCCGAAGUCCCAAGUUGCCCGGCCGACGUGGAGCCGGCGUCUCUCUGCUUCCUCCUGGGCCGGCGCGUCGGCACGGCCGGCGAGGCCCCCCGGGCGCGCGGGGACCGGGCCAUGGGCCGUGGCGCGGGCCGGCCGACCGCCGGGAGGCAUGGCUCGGUGGCCGGCCGCUAGCAGCGCGGCAGCCCGGGCUCCCGGGCCGGCAUGAGGACGGCCACGGGGGAACGAGUGCGGCCCGCGGGGCCGUAGCCUGCGUCGCGCCGGGGACAAAGAAGCCAUGCAGUGACACCUACUAAGACUUGUUGGUAGCCAUGUCGGAGCCCCACAGGGUCCAGUUCACCUCUCUCCCGGGUCCUCUGAAUCCUGCGUUUUUGAAGAAAUCCCGGAAAGAGGAGGUUGGGGGAGUAGAACAGCAUCAGGACUCUGAGCCGGCUGCAGCAGCUGUUCGGAUUACACUCACCCUCUUUGAGCCAGAUCACAAGCGAUGCCCAGAGUUCUUCUACCCAGAGCUGGUGAAAAACUUGCGAGGGAAGGUGAAAGGACUUCAGCCGGCAGACAAGAAGAAAGAUAUCUUGGAUCCUUUCAAUGAUGAAGACAAAGAAAGGCAUAAAGUGGAGGCCCUUGCUCGGAAAUUUGAAGAAAAAUAUGGUGGAAAGAAACGUAGAAAAGACCGAAUACAGGACUUGAUUGAUAUGGGUUAUGGUUAUGAUGAAUCUGAUUCCUUCAUCGAUAACUCUGAGGCGUAUGAUGAGCUCGUUCCUGCUUCUUUGACUACAAAGUACGGAGGAUUUUACAUUAACUCGGGAACCUUGCAGUUUAGACAAGCAUCAGAAUCUGAGGAUGACUUCAUUAAAGAAAAGAAGAAGAAAUCGCCAAAGAAGCGGAAGUUGAAGGAAGGUGGUGAGAAGAUAAAGAAGAAGAAAAAAGAUGACACUUAUGACAAGGAGAAGAAAUCGAAAAAGUCCAAGUUUUCCAAAGCCGGCUUCACAGCCCUCAAUGCCAGUAAGGAGAAGAAGAAGAAGAAGUACUCUGGGGCUUUGAGCGUUAAAGAGAUGCUGAAGAAAUUUCAGAAGGAGAAAGAGGCUCAGAGAAAGAGGGAUGAAGAGCAUAAGCCUGCCUCGGUCCCGGUGGUGGCUGCUCAGGGCCUGCGGGAGCUGGAGGGCGCCCCUGACCCUUUACUCUCACUCUUCGGCUCUGCUUCCGACAAUGACUUGCUGCAGGCGGCCACUGCCAUGGACUCACUGACUGAUCUGGACUUGGAGCAGCUGCUCAGUGAGUCUCCGGAAGGAAGCCCCUUCGGUGAUAUGGAUGAUGAGAGCGAUUCCCUUGGGGUGGGACUGGACCCGGAAUUCAGGCAGCCCUCUUCCCUUCCCGAAGGCCUGCCCACACCCCUGGAGAAGCGCGUUAAGGAGCUGGCUCAGGCUGCCAGAGCUGCUGAGGGAGAGAGCAGACAGAAGUUCUUCACCCAGGAUAUUAAUGGCAUGCUCUUAGACAUAGAGGCGCAGACCCGGGAGCUGAGCAGCCAGACCCGUUCCGGGGUGUAUGCCUACCUUGCUUCCUUCCUGCCCUGCAGCAAGGAUACCCUGGUCAAACGCGCACGAAAACUUCACCUCUGUGAACAGGGGGGGCGUCUGAAGGAGCCUCUCCAGAAACUUAAGGAAGCCAUUGGCAGGGCGAUGCCAGAGCAGAUGGCCAAGUACCAGGAGGAAUGCCAGGCGCACACGCAAGCCAAGGUGGCUAAGAUGCUGGAAGAGGAGAAAGACAAGGAGCAGAGAGAACGGGUCUGUUCUGAUGACGAAGAAGAUGAAGAAAAGGGGGGCAGGAGGAUAAUGGGACCUCGGAAGAAAUUCCAGUGGAAUGAGGAAAUCAGGGAGCUGCUCUGUCAGGUGGUGAAGAUCAAACUGGAGAGCUCUGACCUGGAGAGGAGCAAGGCCCAGCCCUGGGAGGACCACGUGAAGGCGUUUCUGGAUGCUGAGGUCAAACCCCUCUGGCCCAAAGGCUGGAUGCAGGCCAGGACUCUGUUUAAGGAGAGCAGACGAGGCCAUGGGCACCUGACGUCAAUCUUGGCCAAGAAGAAAGUAAUGGCCUCUUCCAAAAUGAAGGUGAAGGAAUCAUCUACUAAGCCUGAUAGAAAAGUUUCUGGCCCAUCAGGCCAGAUUGGCAGCCCCCUUGCUUUGCCUUCAGAUCACCUGGGCGGAGGCCUGAGCACUGGGGCCGCAAACAGGGAGCUCUCGUCCCAGGCCUCUGGCAGCCUUGCUAAUCCUGCUCCUAUCGACCUGGAGGACUCGCUGGAUGGCGACCUGAUCCGUAGUUCAGCCUCUUCGUUAGAGGCUGUGUCCAAGGAACUGGCUGCCCUGAACAGCAGAGCCAGCGGGAGCUCUGAAUUCACGUCGCCUGCGCCCUUGAAAGCCUCCGCGGAGAAAGCCACAGGUGUUUUAUGUACAGAAGAAAAAAGGAAUUUUACGAAGCCCAGUCCUUCUGCCCCACCCCCCUCCAGCUCUCUGCAGUCACCCCUCAAUUUUCUGGCUGAACAGGCUUUGGCACUGGGGCAGCCCUCUCAGGAGAAAAAGGCAGAGACUUCUGGCUACAAAGAGCUGUCCUGUCAGGCCACCCUCAGCAAGGGCCUGCCAGAAGUACACCCGUCCAAAGCAAAGCACCACAGUUUGCCACGGACAUCUCACGCCCCCCAGGCAGCAGCUCCCGUGCCCGGCCCCCAGGUCAGAGUCUUUCAUGCAGGCACUCAGCAGCAGAAGAGCUUCAACCCCCCAACUCCACUCGUCAGUAGGCUUCAGGGCCCAAAGCCUGCCUCCCCGCAGUGUCACCGUUCUCUCCUCCAGCUCGUCAAGACAGCUACCAAAGGCCAGAGCUUCCAUCCCUCCACGCCAGCCUCUUCAGGAGGCACCCCGGCCGCCAGCAGCAGCUCUCAUAAGACCCCGGCCUCAUCCUCCACUGCCCUGAGCCAUCCUGCAAAGCAACACUCAGCCAGCUCUUCAGGGCCCUCUUACAAGAAUAGCCCCUUUGCCAGCUCUGUCUCCAAACAUGGGGUUUCUUCUGGCAGCUCUUCCUCUGGAGGAACACCAGUCCAAAGCCCUCCUUCCGGGAGCCUGCUCCCUGGGGGGCAGCCUCCCUCCACAGGACCGACUGCCAGUCGACCCGUCCCGGGCUCGGCAGGGAAAAAACCGCCUGUUUCCCAGAAGCUGACCCUGGUGGCCCCACCCGGUGGUCCAAAUGGAGAUUCUGGUGGUGGGACCCAGGGAGUGGCGAAGUUGCUGACCUCCUCCCUGAAGCCCAGCGCAGUGAGCGGCGUCACGUCGUCUACCUCCUUGCCAAAAGGAACUAGUGGGGCUGUGAUGCUGACCAGCUCCUCACCCUUAAACCUGCUGUCUUCAUCCUACAAGACAGGAAGCCCAAAGCUGCCUGGGGCCUUGAACUCAAACACCCUGGGGAUCAUCUCCCAGCUUCCCCUCCACGUGAUCUCCUUUAGUGCUGAGUCCUCUGCGAAAGCAGGGGUCUCCAAGGAUGCCAUCGUCACAGGCCCUGCCCCUGGGACGUUCCACCAUGGCCUCGGCCACAGUCUCCUGGCUGGCUUGCACUCCAGCCCGCCCCGCGCAGCGCCUCUCCCACACGCUGCCGUGUCCACCCACAUUCCGCAGAGCCUGCCAGGUAAUUGCCAGGUGGUCAGAGUGCCACGUGCCCUGGGCCAUUCCCCUCCUCCAUCGGAGGCCUUGUCUGCUGCUGAGGAUGUGUCUGCACCUCGUCGUCACCGUGUCAUCUCAGUUUGUCCUCUGAGGCUCUGUGGGUACUCAGGGAGAAGGACACAGGGCCCUCCUGCCACUUUGACACUUCCUGGGUCAGCAUUACCCCCUGUGAUCACGGAAAAGUGGGGGCCUAUGUGGGAAGGAGUUCCCAACCCUUGGCUCAGUAUUUCCUCUUGAUUGAAGAAAAACUAGAAGGGUGAUGGUGCUGACUUCUUGAGGGGUGGUUGGGGCACCAGCUCGGUUUUAGCGAAUGGGCAAGUCCAAGUGGCAGCAAAAGGUGUUGUGGCAAGGUUCCAGGAGGGACACUGCCCCGACAUCCACGUGCGUCCAGGAGAGGCGUGGCUUAGCUUCAGUCCAGAUAUAAGCGCAAGGACUAGGGGCACAACAGGCUGAGGCAGUGCUUCCUUGCUCCUCUCCCCAGAGCAGUGGCUUUCAGAAGGGGACUGCCUCUGAGCCCUAGGUUUAUAGCUGUGAGAAGCAGGCACAGAUACCGUGGGCUGUGGACUAAGUGAUUUCCCCACCCUGUCCUGGGACCAUGGCUCUUAGGUCCAGGUAAUGCAGGGCUGCUGCCAGCCUUCCUGCUGCUCUUCCUCCUCCAGACCUGCUCCAGAAACUACCAGGGGCUACAUUGGUCAGGGGAGCCAUGCCCCAUGAAGCCGAGCCUGGGAAGCCUAUUGGCCUGGUCCCCAGUAGACAAAGGCUGGGCAGCUGCCUAGCUGGGCCUGCUUGGGACUUACCACACUGAGGGUUUUGGCUCUGCACCUGCCUCCACAUUUGCUGUGGGUCCCUGGCCCCGAGUGCUAAGGCUGAGGCAUUUGUCAUGAAUGCUAGAGGCCAUCUGGGUGCACGAGUGGACUGUAAAUCCCCAAGAUGGAAAUGUUCCUUCUUCAGAGAAAGAAAACGGGGCUUCGGCCUGUAUCGGCAGUUGCUUCCUUUUCCCCUGGAGAAGCAGUCAAAGGCAGACUUACCCCACAAGCUGGUGGGGGGCACAGAGCCAUCAGGCCAGACCUUGGAGCUUUCGAAUGAGGUGGCACUGCUUCUGUGCUUUCAGGAACAUUCUUUCAAACAGAAAAUAAUCAGAGCCAUGGGAUACAUGACCGUUGAUCUGUGGCAUCUUUCAGCAAAAAAAGGGGAAAGCAUUCCCCCCCCCCUUUUUGGUCUUUUUAGGGCCUUACUGGCAGCAUAUGCAAAUUCCUGGCUGGGCUAGAGGUCGAAUCCUAGCUGCAGCUGCCAAGACUAUGCCAUAGUAACAGCAACGCCAGAUCCGAGCUGCGUCUGUGACCUGUACUGCAGCUCACGGCAAUGCCAGAUCCUUAACACACUGAGCAAGGCCAGGGAUCGAACCUGAGUCCUCAUGGAUACAAGUCAGGUUCAUUACCGCUGAGCCACCACAGGAACUCCGAGCAUUUUCUUACUGUAUCAUUUCCUUCCAGUCCUCUGGGUAUCAAAAGGCUAUCAAAAGCGUCUCGGCCAAGAUGGGCUAUUUGAAUGUUCUCCUUUAGGCCCUUUGUGUUGUAGGAUUACAGAGUGGUUGUCAGUGAACAGCUCUCUGCUCGGUUUAGCUAUGAUUUGUGUCUACUUGGCUUUGUUUCCUGUGCAGACUCAGGGUGAUUGUGCCUUUGGGCGUGUCCGUAUAGGACCUAAGGGUCUUGUGACAGUGCGGAUGCCUGCUUUGCACCUCAGGCCUCUCCUUGGAGUCCAGCUCUGCCCCGGGAUGGUGGCUAUAGCUGAGAACCCCCGAGUGGCCCAAGGAGGUGCCCAGCAGAGCUGAGGUUCUGGGGAUGCGCUGAGCCAGCAGCUGCUCUCAGUGCCCAGCGUGUUUCUGGCUUUAGAACUCUCGCUUUCGGGGGCUUUUGCUGUUUAAGAAGUAAUCCCCUUGAACUUUGGUUAUUGCUACCUCUAGGGAAUCAGAGGUCCUGAAAGUGCUGUUUUUGCUUACUUUUUUCCAGAUGCUUCUCAGCUUCAUGGGAAAGGGCCCACUGUACCACGGAAAUUGUGACUUUGAGAGGAAAGGCUGGAAGUUGGAGUGGGUCUCAGAAGGCGGAUGAUAACUGUGCUCUUUCUGCUAUUGGUUUUCUCCUGGAGAAGGCGUGAGUGCUAAGUAGAGCAUCUCUUGGCACGUGUGAUGUGCCUUCAGUUAGGGGAGCAGCUCCGUGCUUCUCCGGAGGCCCUGACCGGCCUGGUGCUCCGGGCCCCGAGGCUCUGUCGUGGACAGUCGUCCGGGGGGCGGCACGAGGUGGGGGGUGCUGGGUGGUGUUUGCAGCAGGUGGCACCCCCAUACUUCAGAUCCCCCUGCCCCUCACCCUGGUCAGAGUACCUCAUGGCACCCUACUGGUCGGGGGCUCCUUCUGGCCAUAGUGGGCUCCCGGGAUGGUCGUGGUGUCCGUCCAUCCUCAGGCUCUGUGCUCAACAGGACAAACCUGGCCACCACCACAGCUGGCAGGGUGUGCUCACCGUGGGGGUCAGUCUCCACCGAACCUGACAAUGAAGCUCUUUUUAGAGACAAGACCUUUGUAGAUUUAACAAUUGUGGUAGGAUUUUUAAAGACACUUAUUUUUGGCUCACUUUUCAUCCUUCCCAUUAAAUGCAUUGGAUAGAAUGGACUGUUCUUCGCACGUCCCGUUGUUCCUAGAAAGACAUAAUUCCAGUGCCUUUAUGGGGGAGCAGAAUCAGACACACGUCCACUCAGCCCUCUGAGUGGAUCUCAGAUGAAGACCUUUUUUAAAGCUAUGUCUGUAUUUAAGACCUAGCCAGUUUUAUUUAAUGGAGUUUUUAUGAUUGCACAUCAUGAUCUGGGCCGUCUUGAUCUGAAGGUCAUCUGGGCCCCGCAAUCCCAGGUCCCUGUUUAGCCAGGGCCACCGCUUUGUUUUUUUUGCCAGAGUUCAUGCAGGUGGACUGCAGAGCCCCAAAGCCCUUCUCGGUCUCUUCGAGGGCCGAGGUUGUGAGGGGUUCCAAGUCGCAGGUAGACAUUCCAAUUUUAUUUAGAAACCAUUCUCAGGCAGAGCUGCGGGAUCGGGCUCUGUGAAGCAUCUGCCGUGUAGAGCCAGGCCUGGAGGUCCUGGCUCUCAGGCAGCAGGGCUAUGCAUCGACUUAAGGGUGACGUGCCGACGAGCUUGGAGAACGCGUCAUAGACGGACUGGGACACUUACCCCGAAGCUCCAGUCAUCACGCUGUUCCCACUCACCCAGUGGCUGCUUCACAAGGAUUUUAGGGCACUCGCCUGUCCUGUGAAGUCUGGACUGCUCCAGCUCAGUGAUUGCAGAUGUGUUGAGAGUCAGCUGCUUCCUCAGAAUGUACGUCUGUGUGGAGACACAGGCAGUUCUUUGGGUUCCUGACUCCCAGGGGACAGUGCUCAGUAGCUCACGGUUCACAUGGAGGUUGCCCGGUUUCCAGGGGAGCAAGACCUCUGCCAGCCUAGUCAGCCCGGCCUUUGCUUGAGCUUCUUUUUUUACAUAAAAACCAACUCGUGUUUCACACUGGGCUUAAGCGGAUUCCUUAUUUCCUGAUUAUAUAUAUUUUUUGCAGCUUGGGUUUCCAGUUUGUUUACAGAGUAGUCUUAGGUAGUAGCGAAAGAGCCAAAGAAGAGAUUUGUAUUGCUGAGCUCAGAGCCGCGCAGAGGCCGUCCGUGAACACUGAGCAGUGGGAACUCGGUGGGCGCCUGUGCCCAGGAACACCCAGGUUCCCUUCCCUGCGUUGUGCCUGCCUCCCCAUAGACCACUGAGGGUGCAGCUGGAGCAGGACACCCCUCAUUCCUAGGAAUCUAGUGAUGCCUCUUGCCUCAGGGAAAUGUUUCUUUGAUGGGGGUUUAUGAGGUUUCUUUUCCUUGUUGAUGCUUUAUUUGUGGUAACGAAAGAGUGCGUGACUUCAGGAGCCAGCAGGGCAGGUCUGCGGGCAGCACGGGCUCACCCGGCCCCGGCACUGCAGGGCUUUCCUUGCCAGCGUUUCUUGGGUGUGAAAGGGCUGUGGCUUUUUUGCAGCGACUGUGUUGGUGUUGGGGGGUGGGGUGUGGAAAUUGUUAAUCUUGUAUAAAGCAACUCAAUAAAUUGUUUCAAGAUUUCCAAAACA